Messenger RNA from Platichthys flesus (European flounder), 3004 nucleotides. It is a transcript of the gene itfg1, whose product is annotated as integrin alpha FG-GAP repeat containing 1. The record is from RefSeq and is a predicted model, not a curated record. Gene Ontology annotation, cellular component: plasma membrane. Bases 197 to 1969 code for a protein of 590 amino acids. Lineage: Eukaryota; Metazoa; Chordata; Actinopteri; Pleuronectiformes; Pleuronectidae. The transcript is spliced from 18 exons.
GGUUUAAACCUUAUCUUGCAUGAUCGUUCCGGGUGUUUUCAGACAAGAUGACAACCUAAGAGCACAUGUCUAACUUGAAGAUGGAUCUUUCGACAUAAUGCGUAAUUGAAGUGAAAUACCCUGUCGUCAAGCCUGUCGUAAAGCGGAGUGCCGUACUGCAGUCGGUGUUGUUGUGAGGAGCUGAAACAGCAGAAGGAUGUGGAUAUCACAAUUAAACACUUUGACUAUUUUAUUAGCUUUUGUAGGACGGUACCACACGUCAGCUCUUCAGGAUGUUACUGCGGACCUCUUCGGUGCCGAGAAUUACGGGACGGUGGCGGCGUUUGGGGAUUUUAACUCGGAUAAACAGACAGACAUCUUCAUGAUCAGAGAGCAGUCUGAACUGGUCAUAUUCCUGGCGGACUCGAAAAUACCCUACUUCAAGCCCAAAGUCCAAAACGUUAAAAACUCUUUGCCAAGGAACACCAUCAUCACCAGCGUGGUCCCUGGAGACUAUGAUGGAGACUCACAGAUGGAUGUUCUUCUCACAGCUCAGACCACCCCCCAAACAGCAACAUCUGUUUUCAUCUUUUGGGGGAACAACCAGACAUUAGAUAUGGAUUGGCUCAGACUGAACAAGACCUUCACAGAUCAACCCCUUGUGAUGGACUUCAAUGGGGACAUGAUCCCAGAUAUUUUUGGAGUCACAGACUCGGCACUUACUGAAGUCUGCUAUCUCACCAGCAGGGUUCAAGUGUGGCAGAAUGUGCUGACUUCACCUAUCAAAAUGCGAAACCUUCACUCUCAUGCUUUCAUUGACCUCAACAAGGACUUCACAGCUGAUUUAUUCCUAACAACUGAAGGCCCAGCAUUUGAGACCUGGCUCAGCAAGGACGGGAACUUCACCAAAUCUGAAAUCAUGCCAGCAAAGCCACCAUUUAACAAUGUUGGACAGUCCUCCUUUGUCGACUUCGAUGGUGAUGGCUAUCAGGACCACCUCCUCCCUGUGUGUUUGGAUGGAGACUGUAAGCGCAGUGCCAUCUACCUGGCCAAGUCAGGCUCACAAGAGUGGGUACCGAUACUGUCAGAUUUCCAGCAGAGGGAAACAGUUUGGAGCUUUGUGACAGGGAGCCCCCGCCAACCCCUGGCCCUGCACCUUGGGGACUACAACCUGGAUGGCUUCCCUGAUGCCCUGGUGGUCCUUCGCAACACCACUGGAAGUGUUCAGCAGGCCUUCCUGUUGGAGAACGUGCCCUGUAACAACGUCAGUUGCCAAAGUGUGGGAAGAAUGUUUCACAUCCACUGGGACCAAUCAGAUUUGGGAGCCAUCCAAAAUGCCAUAAUGGCAACAUUCUUUGACAUCUACGAGGACGGUAUAUUAGACAUGCUGGUUCUGAGCCAGACAACGGGCAAAAAUGACUUGGUCAUCCACGCUUUAAAGAACAAUUUUGAAGCUGACGCCUACUUCGUUAAAGUGAUGGUGCUCAGCGGCCUCUGCUCCAACCGCUGCCCAGAAGAUGUGAAGCCCUUUGGUGUUAACCAGCCAGGUCCCUAUGUCAUGUACACCACAAUGGACUCCAAAGGUUACCUGAAAAAUGCCUCAGCCGGUCAGUUGAGUCAGUCUGCUCACUUCUCCCUGCAGCUGCCCUACACAGUGCUGGGCCUUGGACGCAGCGCCAACUUCCUGGACCACCUUUUUGUCGGCAUCCCCCGGCGGCCUGGAGACACGGAGAUAAGGAUGAAGGAGUGGACGGCCAUCAUUCCCAACUCUCAGCUCAUCGUCAUCCCCUUCCCACACGACCAGCCCCACAGUUGGAGCGCUAAACUGUACCUGACUCCUAGCAACAGUGUGCUACUGACGGCCAUCGCACUGAUAGGAGUGUGCGUCUUCAUCCUCGUCAUUAUUGGCAUCCUGCAUUGGAAAGAGAAGAAAGCGGAUGACCGAGAGAAGAGACAGGAAGCCCACCGUUUCCAUUUUGAUGCCAUGUGAAGUGCGUCAUGGGAGAACAUCCUCUCCUGCACUACUCCGCCCAGCCACCACCCUCCUUCACACACACAGACACACACACACACACACACAAACACAAACACACACACACACACACACACACACACUAACACGCACACACACACACACGGAAACACACAUUUUCGCAUAGGCUUAUUUCAAGGGCCAAUAAAUUGUUCCUCAUUUGCAGCAAAACGUUUCUUUUUGAUAUUUUAAAGUCCUCGAGUCAGAUGUGAAAAAUAUAUGCUCCAUUUCAUUUAUUCAUUCCAGGGUUAGAAGUUCAGAGGCUUGAACAAGGCCAGGGAAACACAAGAGAAAUCCUAAUGGAGAGUGUAAAGCAGGACUAUUUGGACAAAAUGACAGAUUUCUGUUGAAUUGCCCAACAAGUUAUGAGCAAUGUUACUUGAAACCCAUGUGUGUGUUAUUGUCUAUUGUCUUUGUCCUGUUGAUUCGCCUCCGGUUUCCAUUUGACUGAGAUGUUGUUCAGGAACCCUUCAUUUUAUAACCUGGGAAAUGAAAGUGAAGGGAAUUCUGUGAUAUCGAUCUGAGCCUCGCAACUGCAGCAGCAACUGGGGCAAUGUGAACAAAAAUGGACGAGUGCUUUUUUUCUGCCACCAAUCUCAACAAAAAUGAAGAAUGGCCGUCAGGUUUGCUGAGAGGUUUGCUCAUCUUUCUCACUCUUGACUGUAUCACAGUGCAUCAUGGGAGUGCCAAAAAGGAGUUUCUGUAUAUCCUGCAAAUGUCUAAUGCUACUGCACCGAGGCUCAGCGAUGACUGUUCCUCCAGCUUGUUUCAUUCUGUUGUCAUCUGAAAGUUAAUCUGCUGUACAUUUGUAUUUAUUUUACAAGAAUGAGCUCUUGCCUUUCCAUGUGAUCUGCACUUUUUUUAACUACUGAUUAACAAUGGCUGUUUUUAAUUUAUUUUGUUUUGUGUAUUUUAUUUGCAGCUGAAUGUCUAAGCUACUAAAUGUGUUGACUUACUUUCGUUGAAAAUAAAGAUUUGUCCAGUUUCAAUCAA